CAAUCUCGCUAUGCUCAGCCUAUGGCUCUACCCAGAAUAACAACAAAUGCGACAAGCACGACAGCCAAACAUCCGACGCCAACAAACAAUUACGGCGUCGUUGGUGGCGUCUCCUUGAGCUUUCCGCUCAGCGACAUCCUAGGGAGUCAGCAACCAGGCCAAAAGAGUCCAAGCAAACGCAAGUAUGUUGUCGACUACAAAAGCCAUGCGUCCACUACAAAGAUGUUUGGCAGUCCACGUCCUCUUGGAUCGCUUCCACGGCGAAAACCGUACAUUACCGACACGGUAGGAACCGGAAUGCACAUGACUCUGCCUGCAUUGAGCUCGGAUGGCGGUCAUUUAAUCUCCACGGCAACAAAGUCGUCUUCGUCGUUUCCGGCAGCUUCGCGUUCUCCGCCAGGUCGCAGAAAUGAAGCAUAUCGAGUCUCCGUGAUGAAGAACGGCGUGGCGCAACCCACGAAUAACGACUCAAUCGCUCCACCACAACGUCCACAAACUCGCGUUUUGGAUGCCGAGGAUGAUGCUAGGAUGCGAUCGCAGGUCGAAGUUGAGACAAAGCUCGUCGUCGACAUGAAUUUCUGUACGACAACGGCUGAAACUGCAGAUUUAUGGCCUAUAGAGCUUGACAGUACUGUCGACGAACCUCAAGAGCGUAUGAGACACUUUUCUCCUCCGACUGCUCGUGUUUCUUCAGGAACCAGCAAGAGACCGCGAACUGCGAGUGCACCUGAACCUGUGUCUGUGAUGGCACUCAGCCACUACUUUCGGAUUCCCUUCCUCAAAAUUCCAGACACUCCACUGAGAGCCGAUCAACCUCGAUCUUACUUCAGUUUCGUCAACCAGAAAGCUUUGUCGGAAAAGGACCAAUCGCUGAUAGAGAAGAAAGAUGCAGUCUACUUGCCAUGCGCUCGAUGUCUCCGAAACGGCAAAAGAAGACGCAAAACUUUAUGUAUCCGAGUUGGUGGUGGAUACGUCAUACUUGACGACAGAUACGACGAGGUAGACAGACAAAGAAUGGACGACAAAGCGAGAUUGUCUAGAGAACCGUUGUGUGAUCAAUGCUACUCCGACGUCUACGGUCGGGGUCGGAUGGAAGUGGGCCGAUCGAGUGAAACGAAUCGAUCGGAAAACGGUAACGGUCUAUCUCGAAACGGAGUAGGUGCGCUUCUCGGACAGGACGAAAGAGAUCUCGACGGCCGCUCUUUCAAACAUGGCAACCAAAACGGCAACGGUGCUAGUGAUGGGAAUGAUGACGGAAGAGACAAGCGGUCUAGACUACAAGGCACACUGGAGUCAGGAAACAGUUUGGAUGCAAACAGAACGUCACAAAGCGGAGAAAUGGAAAGCGACGAGUCUGCUCGCAGACGUGCAAGAAAUAAAAAUGGCGACUCCGGCUUUGGCAACAAUAAUUUACAUGGUUUAGGUGGGGAAAGAGGUGACACUGAUACUGGUAUGAUCACUCAAGGCGGGUCAGAUGCUGACGACAGUGACAGUGGAGAUGACGAGUCUUCAGGUGGUCGUAACGGUCGUAUCGACCGAAGAGGUCGAGAUCAACGAGACUUGCAGUCCAAAGAGAGCGAAAUGAUAAAGGGAAACAAAAUGAACGACCUUAGCAAAGAAGGCUCCGAAGACGACACAGACAGAUCGUUUCGUGUUGGGUCUUCGCAAUCGCAAGGGGAACAAGACUGGAAUGACUUUGCUGGAGACAUACCACCUAUAUCGGAUGAUGCCGGUGGGAAGAAAAGACGAGAGCGUUUCAAGGGUGAUCGUGGUGUGGAAAAAGGUGGAAAAGGCAACAAGAACAAAGAUGAAGGCUCUCGAUGGCGCAGAGGCGACCUCUGGAGAAUGAGAGAAGAAAAGCGUGGAGUCAGCACUCGUAAAUGCACUCUCAAAGACCUCCAACACAUUGACCCACUGGACUAUCUAGCCAAAUACUGCAUCAUCAAUAAAGAGAGAUUACCACACUACGAGAGAACCUUUCUCAAUGUGGCUCGAGAUGAUGAAGACUCGAUCAAUCUGGAGCAACUCGAUUUUGCUCUCAAAGCAGUCAACUACGACCUCAUUUCCAACUCCGAGAUGGAUUACAUCGAACAUAUUCUCGAACUGAGAGGACGAAAGCCUCUCAACUUCAAACUCUUUUGUUGCGUUGCAGCGUUGUCGGAGAGAGUUGUAGGAUUAGAGCCCAUGGUAAAGGAUAUCAUCAAUCAGUUAAACUUUGAGGCUCUAGACUACAAGCUGAGAAAGUGCAAAGAGCUGUUCUAUCUGCUAGAGUCGCAGGACGACGAACAUGACGGUGGCGUUGUGACGACCGGUAGUAUGGCAAUAGAGCUGCAUGCUGGCGGACUAACUAAAGAGCACGAAGUUUAUGUUGUUAACCAUCUUGAUAGAGAGAAAAAUGGGUUAAUCGAGUUCUUGGACUUCCUAGUUUACGUUCCUCUGUUUGUUGAAAUUCAUGAUUCCAUAUGCGGAAAUCCACUUGAAUUUUCAAGAACCAAAUAGCAGCUGGACAGAGCAUUCGACUUACCUGGUUACCAACUUUGAUGUUGCUAAAGUCACAAAUCCUUAUAUUUUUGAUUAGCUUUUAUACCAUCUUACUAAAUUGAUUUUUAUCAACUAUGGAAUCUGUGAUUGAUUGUUAUCAACUGGAAUCUGUAUAUAGUAUAUGUAUAUAGUAUAUGUAUAUAGUAUAUACAAUUUGAAGAGAUUGCUGCCAUGGGUGCUACAGAAGUCGAUAAAAUUUAGAUAUAAUUGCAUCUUGACUUGGGGUAUGUGUUUGCUUGUCUUAUUUUUAGGUUGUGUAAC
Messenger RNA from Corticium candelabrum, 2802 nucleotides. RefSeq lists its product as uncharacterized. The transcript is spliced from 19 exons. Lineage: Eukaryota; Metazoa; Porifera; Homoscleromorpha; Homosclerophorida; Plakinidae. The record is from RefSeq and is a predicted model, not a curated record. Bases 22 to 2499 code for a protein of 825 amino acids.